Messenger RNA from Globicephala melas (long-finned pilot whale), 900 nucleotides. Its product is annotated as large ribosomal subunit protein eL31-like. Gene Ontology annotation, biological process: cytoplasmic translation. The record is from RefSeq and is a predicted model, not a curated record. Lineage: Eukaryota; Metazoa; Chordata; Mammalia; Artiodactyla; Delphinidae. Gene Ontology annotation, molecular function: structural constituent of ribosome. Gene Ontology annotation, cellular component: ribosome; cytosolic large ribosomal subunit.
CAUCAAAAUUGACAAGUCUUUAGCUAGAUUGACUAAGAAAAAGAGAAACAAAUUGCUAAAAUCAGAAAUAAAAGAGGGGACAUUACUACUGACUUUACAUAAGUGAAAAGGAUUAUGAGAAUUCUAUGAAUAUAUGUGCACCAACAAAUAGAAUAACUAAAUGUAAUGAACUAAUUCCUAGACACAUAAAUCCUACCAAGUCUGAAUCACAAAGAAAUAGAAAAUCGGAAUAUACUUAUAACUAGUAAGGAGAUUGAAUCAGUAGUCAGAAGUUUCCCAACAAGUAAAAGCCCUGGACUUUAUGGCUUUGCUGGUGAAUUCUACCAAAUGCUUAAACAACUAAUAUCAAUCCUCAAAUUCUUCAGAAAGAAAUUGAAAGUGGAGAGAGUGCUUUCUAACUUAUUCAGUGAGGCCAGCAUUGCCCUAAUACUGAGCCAGAUAAAGACACUACAAGGAAACUACAGACCAAUACUCCUUAAGAACAUUAAUAUAAAAAUCCUCCCUUUCCAACCCGGGACGGGCAGGAUGGCUCCGGCAAAGAAGGGCGGUGAGAAGAAGGGCCGGUCCGCCAUCAACAAGGUGGUGACCAGAGAAUACACCAACAACAUUCACAAGCGCAUCCAUGGAGUGGGUUUCAAGAAGCGUGCCCCUCAGGCACUCAAAGAAAUCCGGAAGUUUGCCAUGAAGAAGAUGGGAACUCCAUAUGUAUGCAUUGACACCAGGAUCAACAAAGCUGUCUGGGCCAAAGGAAUAAGGAAUGUCCUAUACCAUAUCCAUGUGCGGUUGUCUAGAAAACGUAAUGAAGAUGAAGAUUCACCAAACAAGCUCUAUACGUUUGUUACCUAUGUAUCUGUCACCACUUUCAAAAAUCUACAGACAGUUAAUGUGGAUGAGAACUAA